Messenger RNA from Carcharodon carcharias (great white shark), 1509 nucleotides. RefSeq lists its product as uncharacterized. The record is from RefSeq and is a predicted model, not a curated record. Bases 1 to 1425 code for a protein of 474 amino acids. The transcript has 10 exons. Lineage: Eukaryota; Metazoa; Chordata; Chondrichthyes; Lamniformes; Lamnidae. Gene Ontology annotation, biological process: peptidyl-tyrosine dephosphorylation. Gene Ontology annotation, cellular component: nucleus; cytoplasm. Gene Ontology annotation, molecular function: non-membrane spanning protein tyrosine phosphatase activity.
AUGGUCACACUGGACUGGGAGAAGUCCACACUGGACUGGGAAAUGGCCACACUGGACUGGGAAAUGGUCACACUGGACUGGGAGAAGUCCACACUGGACUGGGAAAUGGCCACACUGGACUGGGAGAAGUCCACACUGGACUGGGAAAUGGCCACACUGGACUGGGAGAAGUCCACACUGGACUGGGAAAUGGCCACACUGGACUGGGAAAUGACCACACUGGACUGGGAGAGGUCCACACUGGACUGGGCUGACCUCCCCUGGGCUGACCUCACCUGGACCGACCUCCCCUCGACUGACCUCCCCUCGACCGAACUCCCCUCGACCGAACUCCCCUCGACUGAACUCCCCUCGACCGACCUCACCUUGACCGACCUCACCUUGACCGACCUCCCCUCAACCGACCUCCCCUCAACCGACCUCACCUCGACUGACCUCACCUCGACCGACCUCCUCUCAACCGACCUCACCUUGACUGAUCUCACCCGGACCGACCUGACCUGGGCCGACCUGACCUGCACAGACCAGUACGAGUUUAUCUAUCGUUUCGUGGCUGAGAUGUUUCAGAAGGAAUUGGCGAGAGGCCUACACGACCAUCAGAACCUGGCGAAAGAGCCCAGGGCCUCACACAGUCAACAUCUCUCUCAACCUCCUCUGUCGAAACCACUAAUUUCACCCAAGCCUCUCAGCGCCAGCAGCCUCCCGGAGCUAGGCCCGAGGCCUCCAGCUGCGAAGUCGAUGCCUCGAGAGGGUCCAGCCAACGAGACGUAUGCCGCAGUGGCGCGGACGAAGACGGGGGCCGGGGGGGUGCUGGUGCCCCCCAAGGCCUCCCCUCCCCCGGCCCGGCCGGCGGUGGGCUGCGCGUACGAGAACCUGGCCCCGGUGGGGCAGCCCGCCCUAGAGGCGUUGCUGUACAGCACGGUGAUCGUCAAGGACAUGCCUCGCCCAGCAAAGCCGCGCAGCCACCCGGAGGCCCCUCCGAAGGCCAAGGAGACGCACAGCUCCCCCGCCGCUAUCUCCUACGCCAUGAUCGACUUCGGACCGGCCGGCCUGGACCCCCAAGGCUCGCCGGCCACCAGCAGCGAUGUGGCCAGUGAAUACUGGGCUCCUACACUCCCUGAGCGGACAGCUGACUCCUACGUUGUACUGGACGCUGAUGAGUCUGGGGCCUCCUCAUAUUCCUCCAACCAUGAAAACAACAAAAGAUCCAGCAAUCUGAGCAACGUCUUCAAACUGGGACAUCCAGGAAAUGCAGCGAGAAACGCUUCCGUUGCUACAGACGAUAGUUAUGAAGAUGUUUCUGGCGCCUCUUCUCCAGUCGUCUCCAGAUUCAGCUCAUCCAAUGGACUCGGUUUUAAUUCCCGGGUAUCCAAGCCGAAGGGGCCUCGACCUUGCCCUGAGGCCUGGGCUCUGUACGGGCAGUGAAGGCGGCCGUGAACCCCGGCUACAGGCCCAGAUGGUCAGAGGCCGACAGCCAGAACACGACAUCACGAUGGGGGCUCUGCAAUG